This is a messenger RNA of Hemicordylus capensis (graceful crag lizard), 2010 nucleotides long. It is a transcript of the gene CCT8, whose product is annotated as chaperonin containing TCP1 subunit 8. The record is from RefSeq and is a predicted model, not a curated record. Gene Ontology annotation, molecular function: ATP-dependent protein folding chaperone; ATP hydrolysis activity; ATP binding. Gene Ontology annotation, cellular component: chaperonin-containing T-complex. The coding region runs from base 141 to 1802 and encodes 553 amino acids. The transcript is spliced from 16 exons. NCBI's taxonomy places the organism in Eukaryota, Metazoa, Chordata, Lepidosauria, Squamata, Cordylidae. Gene Ontology annotation, biological process: protein folding.
UCCGUCUUUCUGUGUGCGCCUGCGUGUUUGUGGGAACGAGAGGCAAGGCGUGAGUCGGUUGGGCUCCCUUCCUCUCUCUUCCUUUGGUGUGUCUGCGCGUGGCCGAGUCUGCGGGAGAGAAAAAGAGCCGCUGAACGGAGAUGGCGCUGCACGUUCCAAAGGCCCCGGGCUUCGCUCAGAUGCUGAAGGAAGGAGCGAAGCAUUAUUCAGGAUUGGAAGAAGCUGUGUUUCGAAACAUUCAGGCAUGUAAAGAGCUUGCCCAAACAACCCGUACAGCUUAUGGUCCAAAUGGAAUGAACAAAAUGGUUAUCAAUCAUUUGGAAAAGCUUUUCGUUACAAAUGAUGCUGCUACUAUCAUAAGAGAGUUGGAGGUUCAACACCCUGCUGCAAAAAUGAUUGUAAUGGCUUCUCAUAUGCAAGAGCAAGAAGUUGGAGAUGGAACAAAUUUUGUUCUCGUGUUUGCUGGAGCCCUCCUGGAGCAUGCAGAGGAACUUCUGAGAAUGGGACUUUCUGUUUCAGAAGUGAUUGAAGGCUAUGAAAAAGCUAGUAAGAAGGCCCUAGAAAUACUUCCUGAUCUAGUGUGCUGUUCUGCAAAAAACCUUCGGGAUGUUGACGAAGUCGCAUCUUUACUCCAUACUUCAGUAAUGAGCAAACAAUGUGGAAAUGAAGACUUUCUGGCUAAGCUUAUUGCUCAGGCUUGCGUGUCUAUUUUUCCUGAAUCGGGCCACUUCAAUGUCGACAACGUCAGAGUGUGUAAGAUCCUAGGUUCUGGCAUUUGUGCAUCUACAGUAUUGCAUGGCAUGGUUUUUAAAAAGGAAACGGAAGGUGACAUUACUUCUGUCAAAGAUGCCAAAAUAGCUGUGUAUUCUUGUCCUUUUGAUGGCAUGAUAACAGAAACUAAGGGCACUGUACUGAUCAAGAAUGCUGAAGAACUGAUGAAUUUUAGUAAAGGAGAGGAAAACUUAAUGGAGUUGCAGGUCAAGGCCAUUGCUGAUGCUGGUGCAAACAUCAUAGUUUCGGGUGGAAAAGUGGCAGACAUGGCCCUUCAUUAUGCUAACAAAUACAAUCUUAUGGUAGUCAGGCUGAACUCUAAAUGGGAUCUCAGGAGGCUCUGUAAAACCCUUGGUUCUGUAGCUCUCCCCAGACUGACACCACCCAAUCUAGAAGAAAUGGGUCACUGUGAUAGUGUUUAUUUGUCGGAAGUUGGGGAAACACAAGUAGUUGUAUUUAAACAUGAAAAGGAAGAUGGUGCUAUUUCUACUAUAGUAGUUCGUGGUUCCACAGACAAUCUCAUGGAUGAUGUAGAAAGAGCAGUUGAUGAUGGUGUCAAUACAUUCAAAGUACUCACUCGGGAUAAGCGCCUUGUUCCAGGUGGUGGUGCAACAGAGACUGAGUUGGGCAAGCAGAUAACUUCAUAUGGAGAGACUUGUCCAGGUCUUGAUCAGUAUGCUAUCAAGAAAUUUGCAGAGGCAUUUGAAGCCAUACCCCGAGCUCUGGCAGAAAACUCUGGCAUUAAGGCUAAUGAACUUAUUUCCAAGCUGUAUGCAGUACAUCAAGAAGGCAACAGAAAUGCUGGAUUUGAUAUUGAGGCUGAAGCUGCGGCUGUGAAAGAUAUGUUGGAAGCUGGAGUACUAGACACAUACCUUGGGAAAUACUGGGGUAUCAAGCUGGCUACAAAUGCUGCUGUAACUGUGUUAAGAGUUGAUCAGAUUAUUAUGGCAAAAGCAGCAGGGGGUCCACAGGCCCCUAAAGCACCAGGACACUGGGACAAGGAUGACUGGAACGAUGGCCCUGAACCGUAGUAUGCAAUAAUCAUGGCAAAACCAGCUGGUGGUCCCAAACCUCCGUCAGGAAAAAAGGAAUUGGAUGAUGACCAAGAUGACUGAACAGUUUAAAUGUACUCUGAGGGGGUUGUGUAUCUUGUCUUGCUCACUUUAAAUUAUGUGACUAAUCUACUAGAUACCUGUCUUAUACCAUUUCAAUAAAAGCAGUUUCACUAAUAUCUUUCCA